Messenger RNA from Cylicostephanus goldi, 459 nucleotides. The record is from the annotation of a GenBank genome assembly. NCBI's taxonomy places the organism in Eukaryota, Metazoa, Nematoda, Chromadorea, Rhabditida, Strongylidae.
AUGAAACCGGAUGGCACAGCUACGUUGCUGAUUCCGCAGUGUACCAUGGAUGAUGAGGGCAUUUAUCGAGUAAUUGCCACUAAUCCAUCUGGAUCUGCCCACGACAAAGGCAAUGCCACGGUCAAACGUGCUCCUCGUGAUGCCGAUCGUCGUGUGCCUACAGACGAGUUUGAUGCCAAUAAGGUGCCACGAUUACUGGAGCCAUUGGAGAAUGUCAAGGUACCCGAGAAACAACCGUUCCGUCUACGAUGCAAGUUUGGCGGUGAAAAGUUAUCAAUCAAAUGGUUUAAGGAUGGUGAAAGAGUGUUCCCGUAUGGAAGACUACAACUGAUUGAAUCCCCCGAUGGCGAGUGCGAGUUGGUAGUUCAAUCAGCUAGUCGACAAGAUGCCGGUUGCUAUCGAUGCGUUGCUGAGAACGUCUAUGGAUCAGCCAGAACAAAUUGUGAAGUGUUUGUCAUC